Manduca sexta (tobacco hornworm) is the source of this 1355-nucleotide messenger RNA. Its product is annotated as corticotropin-releasing factor-binding protein-like. NCBI's taxonomy places the organism in Eukaryota, Metazoa, Arthropoda, Insecta, Lepidoptera, Sphingidae. The coding region runs from base 218 to 934 and encodes 238 amino acids. The transcript has 6 exons. Gene Ontology annotation, molecular function: corticotropin-releasing hormone binding. The record is from RefSeq and is a predicted model, not a curated record. Gene Ontology annotation, biological process: hormone-mediated signaling pathway; negative regulation of corticotropin-releasing hormone receptor activity; negative regulation of corticotropin secretion.
CUUUAAUAAAAUAGAUGUUUUAUGUUUACAGAAUAAGGAGUUCGGUCAUGUAAGAAGUUCGGCGCCAGCUCAGUCUUGGUUCCCCAGAGUUCGACGCUUAUCCAGACCUGCACAUCGAGUUAUAGAUCCUACUGAAGAUUGUUUCCUGGUGACAUCAGAAGAAGGGGAACUGUUCUUUAAAUCACCAUCAGAUGAACCAUCGGUGUGCGGGAUCUACAUGAUUGCGGAGCCGGAUAAAAGGAUCGAAGUUAUUUUCAAUUAUCUCGAUGUGCCGUGUGAAGAUGGAGGAUUGGUUGCGUGGGUAGACGGAUGGGAGCUUAAUGGGCAAGUGUGGCCUGCGGACACUUGGGACGACGACCGGGUAGUGGAGACCUGCGACCAACGACCGCAACGCAAACUCGUAUCCCGACAAAACGCCGCUCUAGUACAGUAUCGCGUGCCGGCUCAAGGGAAGGGAUUCGCAGUUACUGUUAGACACAUCCGAAACGCACGACCUUGCAACGUGAUGGUGUUUGGUUCUGAGGGCGUAUAUACUUUAAGAAAUCACGGGGAAACUGGCAAUUGUUCGCUGCUAACUAUUUCUCCAUCAACUGUGCGUGUACUGGACUUGAACGUCGGGCAAACGAUAAAAAAAGGGCACAUGUUGGAAUUGGAAACUGGACCUAUUCAUCAUUGCACAAAGCGCGGCUUGGCUGAUUAUGUGGACAUUGGCGGCGCCAGCGGUCUCGACCACACGAAAAUGGAGGUCCUCGACAGUGUGUGCGGACUCGACUCUAAUGAAGCUCGUCGCGCGGCGCUCAUCGCUUGCGAAGACACCGUUGUGCGGCUAGUAUCAAGCGGACAGUACUACAACUCCGUCACUGUGGCUUUCGCCCCUCUCCCCGCUGAGGACAUCGAACGCGCGGACUUGCUAUGCGGCUUCAACGACAUGUAAAAACUAUGGACAGUUUAUUGGACGCCUCGCAGACUUGCUUAUAACGUUGUAAAGUUCGUGUAGUAUGAAUUACUGAGUCUUAUUUACUGUGGUUAUAGACAUUAUGUGACAAAAACUGACAUCGCAAAGAAUAGCAACAGAAAUAAUAUAUAAAAUUAAAUGUAGAUUGUGAAGAUUUAUCGUGUAAGUAGACAUUUGAAUAAAAAUAUCUUUAUUUCAUUAUGUAAUCGACUCGACUUAGGAACUGGUAUGAGAAUAAAGAAGUUUAAGUAUUAAAUAGUUUAUAGUCCCCAGGUUAUGACCCCGCCGUCUAGAUUAUGUAAUCAAAAUGGAUUACCGACUUCAAAGUUUAUCUCUAGUCACAAGUAAAUUAUAGAUGUUUUACAUACAAAUUGCCAAUAAAUAAGUGUAUAUGUCAAAA